AUGGCGGAGGCGCUAGUGAUAGUGAUGAUGAAUAGGAUCUCGCUGUGCAAGAGGCGAUUGAUCGACGGAUCCGGCAGAGGCAGCGGCGGCGGCCGUGCCUCGGCCGAUCCAUCGCCGACGCCGCGUUUUGGGGAUGCCUUAUUCCGCCGACGUUUUAGGAUGCAUCGUCCUCUGUUUAUGCAUAUCGUUGGUGCAUUAGAGAGAAGGUACGAGUUUUUCAGGAUCGGGGAGGAUGCGGGCCGGCAAACCCGGACACACGCCAAUACAGAAGUGUACGGCCGCAAUCAGCAACCGGCGUACGGAGGCCCGGCCGACAUGUUCGACGAGUACCUCCACAUUGGGGAGUCUUCAGCCGUCGAGUGUCCGUUGGAGUUUUGCGCGGGCGUUAGAGCGAUAUUCGGGGAUCGGUAUCUUCGGCGUCCGAGCUCAAGGCGCGGGCGGCCGAUUAAUAUGCACGGGUCCGUGCACGGGUUCCACGGGAUGUUGGGCGGCAUCGAUUGUAUGCAUUGGGAGUGGAGGAACCGCCCCGCCGCCCUGGAAGGGGAUACACACUUCCGGCUUCAAAGCCAAGCAUCCCACGAUGAUCCUUGA
This is a messenger RNA of Salvia hispanica, 591 nucleotides long. Lineage: Eukaryota; Viridiplantae; Streptophyta; Magnoliopsida; Lamiales; Lamiaceae. The record is from RefSeq and is a predicted model, not a curated record.